CGGGGCGGGGCCGGGGGAGGGCUGUCCCGGCUGCACCGCCCCGGCUGCGCUCGGCCUGGGCCCGGCGCGGUGCCGCUGGCGGCGGGGAGCGCCAUGGCGCUGGUGUCGGCGCUGAAGCAGAUGUCGUGGCUGUACUACCAGUACCUGCUGGUCACCGCGCUCUACAUGCUGGAGCCCUGGGAACGCACCGUUUUCAAUUCCAUGCUAGUUUCCAUUGUUGGAAUGGCACUCUACACAGGCUAUGUGUUCAUGCCUCAGCACAUCAUGGCAAUAUUGCACUACUUCGAAAUUGUGCAGUGAUGAAGAACCUAUCUUCAAGAAGUAACUGGGCUUUGAAAUCUGUUCUACAAAGAAGAAUGAACCUCUUAGUUUUAACAAGAUUUCUACCAAUGUCCAAAAGACACGCUUAUGACUCUGAAGACUAGGAAAUGAGAUAUGUAGAGCAGGGACAUGAGAUGUGAGAUGUCCCCUAUGUUGUGUUCAUUCCUUUUAAUUUUACAAGAUAUGCUAGUUUUGUCUACUUUAACAUUGUGAUUGUACUUUGAUAUCAGUAUUUUCUUAACUUUGUGACAGUUUCGAUAUUGCACUGUGAAUGCUUUUCUUAAUUGUAAUUUUGAGUAAAUCUUAAUUGCCUUCUAUUUUUAAUCUGAAAGUCAUCUUAUUAAAUGGGGCUUAAAGCUUUUGCUAUUGUAUGGUAUGUAUUUGCUUGGAGAUUUCUAUUAAUGCGUUUUGUAAGAAAAUACAUCUAGAUUCAUAUUAGAGACAUGGAUAUAUUCGUCUAACGCUAUUUACAGAAGUUAGUUUGUAUGACCGAACUCAGGUGUACUGUUUGCUGUCCAAACUUUGUUCAACAGUAUAUUUGUGCAUAUCACCUAAAUUUGGAAUUGGCCAUUAUUUCAAUCUUCUGUAUUCUACCUGUUGGAGAAGGCUGGGGGAGAUGAGGCACUGAAGCGGAGUGAAGACUGCAUUUGUUAUGUUUCAAGUAGUGUCGUAGUUCUCGGCUUUAUCUAGUGGGGGAAAAUGGACUUUACUGGCAUAGGCCCACAUAAGGCUUUGGGUUAGCAUUUUAAAUCAACCCUGUUUUUCUAGCUGCCAAUUCAAUUGUAAUUUUACAGGAUACUUUAUUAUGUUCCAAUGAUUAUGGUUUCUGCUAAUUUUCACUCAACAGUGUAACUGUGUCUAGGUUUUAAAGGGGUUUUCUAUUGCUGCUAGUAUUCCAAACAUGUUUUCGCUACAAACGACCAAAACACAAGGGUUUCAAUGGACUUGAGUUACAACUACAGCAAUAAGUAGCUGAAUACUUGGCUGAAGUCCUGUCUUUUUUUUUAAUAGGGAUUUUUUUCAGUUUUGUAUUCUGAAAUGUAAGAUGGUGACAACUUUCUUAAGUGGACAAUUUUUUUGUUGUUGUUGUUUAAAAAAUAAAGGUUUAAAAGCAGAA
Messenger RNA from Pseudopipra pipra, 1438 nucleotides. It is a transcript of the gene SPTSSA, whose product is annotated as serine palmitoyltransferase small subunit A. Gene Ontology annotation, cellular component: serine palmitoyltransferase complex. The transcript has 2 exons. NCBI's taxonomy places the organism in Eukaryota, Metazoa, Chordata, Aves, Passeriformes, Pipridae. The record is from RefSeq and is a predicted model, not a curated record. Bases 94 to 300 code for a protein of 68 amino acids. Gene Ontology annotation, biological process: ceramide biosynthetic process. Gene Ontology annotation, molecular function: serine C-palmitoyltransferase activity.